Salvia splendens (bonfire salvia) is the source of this 1543-nucleotide messenger RNA. RefSeq names its product protein IQ-DOMAIN 17. The record is from RefSeq and is a predicted model, not a curated record. Gene Ontology annotation, molecular function: protein binding. Lineage: Eukaryota; Viridiplantae; Streptophyta; Magnoliopsida; Lamiales; Lamiaceae. The transcript is spliced from 4 exons. The coding region runs from base 385 to 1473 and encodes 362 amino acids.
GGUUCCAACUGUAAUGAAACAGCUACCCCCGUGAGAAAGAUUAAAUACCAACGGCAAGUGCUUUAGCCAUCACUUUUUUCUCUCUCAAAAUUUACAUAAAUCAAUAGUGCGUACAUUAUAUUUCACUCUUUUCCCAUCAACCCUUUCAUUUUUCUUUAAUUUUAGUCACAUGUUGACAGUAAUAAGCUUUAAAAACUUUCAUAUGUCAAGAUACAGACACAAAGUAGAAACUAAAGUGGCUCAUAAUCACUAGCCUUUUUCAGGUCUGUUUCUUCGUCAUUUGUCCUACAUUUUACUAAUAAAUUUGGGAUAUGUUGUUCUUUUAACAUAUACACGAAUACACGAUCAUGUAACGUUUUUCUAGUGAUCACUUUUGGUCGGAAAAUGGGCAAGAAAGGCGGCGGCGGCGGAGGCUGGUUUUCUUCGGUGAAGAAGGUUUUCAAGCAGUCUCCCACAAAAGAAUCCCCACAUAAAAAGGAAAGUGUGGAGAAAUGGCAUUAUGAAGCUCCGGAGGUGGUGUCACUUGAGCAUUUCCCAGCAGCGAGCUCGCCCGAUUUCACGAAUGGGGAGAGCAUAGAGUCGUCAUCGUCCCCUGUGGCUAUGGGCAAGGAUCCGAACCGUUAUGUGGCUGUGGCCGCGGCUACUGCAGCCGCAGCAGAAGCAGCAGUGGUGGCUGCUCAGGCAGCCGCCAAAGUCAUUAGGCUGGCCGGGUACGGCCAAUCUAAGGAGGAGAGGGCCGCGACGCUCGUACAAGCCCACUACAGAGGAUAUCUGGCGAGGCGGGCCUUGCGCGCGCUCAAGGGGUUAGUGAGGCUCCAGGCGCUCGUUAGGGGUCACAACGUGCGAAAGCAGGCGCAGAUGACUAUGCGAUGCAUGCAGGCGCUUGUGCGCGUGCAGGCACGCGUCCUUGCUCGUAGGCUCCAGCUUCAGAGCAAGCUGGAGGAGGAGAGGCAGAGGAAGAUCAAGAGUCAAAUGAACAAGUUUGAGAGUGAGCAGUGGGAUAGGAGCAUGAGUAGAAUGAGAGAUAGCCCUAGAAGAAAAUUGCUCUUUGAAGUCAGAAGAGAUAGAGCUCUAACCUACAAUCAGCAACAAAUGGUGUCACAAUGGGGUUGGAAUUGGGUCGACGGAUGGAUGAAUGACGACUCCUCCGAAAUGGGGCGUAUCGAAUCACGACGACCUGCCAUGGACAACGUCCCAAGCUACAUGGCCCCGACACAAUCUGCUAAAGCAAAGGUACGGACUCAAGGCCCAACUGAACAACCUGGCCAGCCAGGGAACCAGUGGAACUCUUCAACUAAGAGAGUCGGUGGAUGCGACUCGUCGAGUUCGGGUGGAGGGACACCUUAUAAUCAGCCUCAAAGAAGCCCGAACCCUAAAGAUGGCAAGUGCACGUGCAGCCCGGAAUCUUGCACUGAGGGCGAGCCUUUUUCAUCGGGUUGGAAACAUACUUCCGGCUCAUAUUAUUUAUAUUAAUAUUGCUACUGUUGAUUGUGAUCAAGUCUAUAUAACUUAGUAGUAUAAUAAAACGUUCUUCAUUAAUUAA